Molecule: messenger RNA, 2484 nt
Organism: Trichoderma asperellum CBS 433.97
Lineage: Eukaryota; Fungi; Ascomycota; Sordariomycetes; Hypocreales; Hypocreaceae
Source: RefSeq, a predicted model, not a curated record
AUGAGAAAGUUCAACUUUUCCAGACCGGCACGUAAGAAGCCGCAGGAGCCUCAGCAGCCAGCACCACCACUGAUGCCCAUGAGUAAAGCCCAUAAAAUCCUGGGCUCGACGCCACUCAGCAUCGAUUCUUCUUCAAUUCAUAGCACCCCACAGCCAACGAUAAGUGUUGCUGGUAGUGGCUACGAAAACUCGACCCUAGACGAACUGGAAUUUGAUUUACCGGGCGGCCAGGCAAGGAUACCAAGGGCUGAUGCUGAGUUAAGAAGAGAACGUGGACCGUCCCCUUCAAACAUGAGGCUCAGUGCUCUCGCCGAUAGUGUUGGCUUUGGGGCAAUGGCCUUGCCCGGAACACUUAAGAAAGCACAGUCGUCUUCGACUAUCAAAUCUUGGCACGACAAAUCGAAACAUUCGCGGUCUCUUUCACGACAAGCCUCGAUCCCGAUUAUGAAUAAUGGCCUCUCCGCAAAGACACAUCACUUCCAAGAUACUGACAGUGCCAAUGAGUCUGCUAAACUACGAAAGAAGCCUCCGAAUCUCGAAUUUUCAAGCGGCGGACCAACCCCGCGGUUGUCUAAAAAAGGAUCGGAUACAUUUAAUUCCAAUCUAUCAAACAGCUCGACCAAAACUCCUACGCUCUCAUCUCCGUUUCCCACUCCAUCUCAUCGGCAGAGUGAUCUACGCGGCAUGUUCAAACGGCGAACAAAAGACAGCUUUCGAUCUUUCGCUACCGAACAAUCUCCACCAGGUACUGGGGAAGCCCGUCGAAUGACGACACAACUUUCAGAUAACGGGCUUUCCACAUUAUAUAACCACUAUGAACAGAUGACUUUUCGUCAUGGCUUAGGCGACGACUCCGAUCUCACAAACAACACUGCCCAAAAGACUGACCCAGCUGAUAGCCGGACAGAAGCGGAGUGGCGAGAAGUGCCAGCACGGCAAAAUCUGGACUGGCUUCACAAGCCUCUAAGUGAAUCACACGAGCCAAAGGCUGUGGCUCAGUCAGACUACUCCUCAUCGCCGGGCGACGGAGCUAGAAGUGUUUCAAGUAGACACACUCGAACUUCAAGGGCGUCUAGGAUUACCGACGGCGGGAUGCAGGAGGCCGAUUUCCAGGAGAAGAGCGUGCUGCUUCUAUCUUCUGACUCUGAAGAGGAUGAUGACGGCAGGUCUUCCACUAGGGACCACAUUCCUCUUCCUCAUCCAACCAGACCAUUACCAGAACUACCGAAAUCAUCACGGCCACGCCAGCCUUCAGGACGUGAGCCAAGCGGGGCACCGAAUAAAAAGACAAGCUUCGCGCCGGCCAACACGUACAUUGCUAUUACUAACACUGAGCGCAAACAACGGCUUUCACCUUCUCCGUCCCGACUGAGUCUCCCUUACAGAGACGGCGCCCGCGCUCCCUCACCUAAGCCUUCACUUGGAUCUACAAACUCAACAGGAUCAGGCAUGACAAGUCAAAUCGGCUUCGGGGCAGAAGACUCCCCCCCUGUGACUGUUCUGCCUGCACGCCGGCCGUCUCAGGCGGAAUUGGAUCGACAAAAGGCAUUAGCACAGCUAACCAGCGGCACCGCGUCUUCUUUGCGACGCGAAUCUCUUGCUACUUCAUCAGACCAACCCGACGAGCCAACACCACCGCUCAGCCCUUCCUCGGUCAACUUCUAUCUGCGAUCUGCCCGGUCAUCCAUUGAUGAUUCUGGCAGUCACGGCCGCGUCAUGACGCUUACCCGCCAAGAGGAGAUGCUUAUUUCUGCACUCCGCAAGAAAACCCAGGCCAUGCGUGAAAAAUCGCAAUUGGGGCCUAGCAAUAAACCUCCGUUGGACGGUCGACAAGGCAGAAGACACGUCUCGACUCCAUCACAAGUAAUGGUGACCGACUCCAUGCUCGAUUUUGACUUCCCCGCGCCUCCAUCUCACAGCUCAAAGCAUCGGCAGUCCGGAGCCAGUUCGUUGAUGAGUGCAUCCAUUCCGGAACACCCCUACAGCGAAGACGAGCAUUUUCGAGCACCCUCUCGCCUGACUACAGACACGUCAUCUGAAAGAGCAUCUUUUGUCUCUUCCACUCGUGGCCCAGAUGAGUACUCAGAGCAGCAUGAUAUCCGUGUGUAUCUUGAUCAAGGCAAGCAACAUAAUGGCCAGUGGAACCAAAUCGGCAGCGAUGGCCGAGUUGUUGAAGACCCAACCAACUCGUCAGGGUUUCAUGCCGUCUCUUGGGAUCAUCCGGAGGACAAACGCACUUCUAAGCUUAAGAAUAAGGCAACGCGACAGCAACCUCAAGCUGAGAGCGUCACUUCAAGCCCUAAACUUACCCGGCUCUCUGAGGAUGGCAACGAAGACGUACCUCGACCAGACAGCCCGAUAUCCAACGAGACAUUCCCUCAACCGCGGCCGCCCCGCCGUGCUGCGAUGAAUACAGCACGAUUGAGUGCUGUAGGGUUCGUGCGAAGAGAUACCGAGCCGGGGUGGUGGGGAGACGACGACUGA